Messenger RNA from Rotaria socialis, 703 nucleotides. The record is from the annotation of a GenBank genome assembly. NCBI's taxonomy places the organism in Eukaryota, Metazoa, Rotifera, Eurotatoria, Philodinida, Philodinidae.
ACGGCACACUCUAAUCGGAUGUUUUCACUUUUUUAAUCUCUUUUUAAAUUGAACGCUUAUGUAGCUUUCAUUAUUUGUCACCUGAGGUAUUAAACGAUUCAAAAUAUGUAUCAAAACUUUCGAGUUGCUCUUGAACUAACUGGCAAACGUUUGCAACGCAGACGAGCUAUAGAAAACAAUCGUCACCGUCGAACAAUAAACGAGUCUUCAACAACAUCUGUCUCAGGUUGAAGAAGAACCUAUUGAUGGGAUAGAGUUAAUACAUGAGCAAUCAAUCAAUGCAGAUGAAAUUAUUGAUUUGAAUACCAAUUUCAAUAUUUCUCAAACUGAAUAUAGUCCAACAGAACUUGACACAGAUUUAAACGCACAUUGUAAUUCGCCAGUUUCCACUGACGAUGAAUUAUUAAUAUUCGAUGAUAUACUUCAAUCAAAUGACAUAAUGGGUGUGGGUGUGUGUAGUACAGGUCUUCCAUUAACAAUGUCCACUAUCAAAUUUACUUUCUUCUAUGUUCUUUGUCUUAUAGCAAAAGGAUCGUUAUUACCGGCAGCAAAUAAUAAUACUACUUCAAGCAAAAAUCAAACAAUUGAAAUGGCGUUUGAUAUAAUACGAGGAGUGUCCAAGGACUGGGAAUUAGGAAUUCUACCUCAGUUCGCCUACAGUUCAUUGCGUACUAAAGUUGAAAAUAUGGAAUAUUCACAAUAA